Molecule: messenger RNA, 2080 nt
Organism: Punica granatum (pomegranate)
Lineage: Eukaryota; Viridiplantae; Streptophyta; Magnoliopsida; Myrtales; Lythraceae
Source: RefSeq, a predicted model, not a curated record
CUUCCCUCCCUCGCAAACGGCUGCAAACUUCCACUCUCACCUCAAAGAGGCAAAAGCAAAGCUGCUGAAGCUUCCGAGCUUGCAAGCGAGGAAAGAGAAUGGCGACCUGCAGAGGGAUGAUCGUUUACAAGCUAUACAGAGCACUGAGCUAUGGCCUCUCGCCGCUGGUGCACCUCCACCUGCGGUGGCGCAAGUUCCGCGGCCUCGAGCAUCCACUCCGCUGGCCAGAGCGGCUCGGACGCGCCUCCGCCUCUCGGCCUCCCGGACCGCUCCUCUGGGUCCACGCCGUCUCCCUAGGUGAAGGAAUGGCUGUAAUUCCUGUGAUCAAGCAAUGCAUGCAGCAGAGGCCUGACUUUAAUAUCUUGAUGACAACGACAACACUCUCUGCAUUUGAAGUGAUAAAGGAUAAGCUUCCCACUGGGGUCUUAUAUCAGUUCGCCCCUAUUGAUACUCCCAUGGCGAUGGAUGCUUUCAUUGGAUAUUGGAAACCUGAUGCAAUCAUACUUGUGGAAAGUGAAUUGUGGCCAAACCUCAUCCUUAGCGCUUCAGAGAAUGGUAUUGCAUUGGCAUUGAUAAAUGCCCGGAUGUCUGCUAAGUCCCUUAGACGCUGGUCAGGAUCACUGCUGCUUCCUCUGGUGUCACUGCUGUUAUCAAGAUUUUCUUUGAUUAUUCCAUUGAGCAAUGCGCAGGCAAUCCGCUUUCAGCUACUUCAAGCUCCACCAUUUGUGAUAAACUUUUCCGGUGAUCUGAAAUAUGCUGUAGGAGAAUGCAAUGUCUCUACUGAAGAGGUAAGCUGUAUAAAUGAUCUGAAGUUGCAACUUGCCCACAAGAAGGUUUGGAUGGCAUCUUCAAUACAUAGUGGCGAAGAAGAAGUCAUCCUGGCAGUUCACGAGUAUCUCAUGCAAAAACAUGGUGAUAUGGUCACAAUAAUUGUGCCUCGGUAUCCCCAGCAUGGAAGGGAGAUAUUUCAAAAAUUGAGGAAGGAAAGAUAUGGUGUAGCUUUGAGAUCUCAACACAAAUUGCUUCAACCUGGGACAAAUAUAUACAUAGUGGAUACACUUGGUGAACUGGGACAGCUGUACUCCUUAACUUCAAUAGCCGUAGUCGGUGGUUCUUUCUUCCCUGGUUUAGCCGGCCAUAACUUGUCAGAAGCUGCUGCAGCUGGAUGUGCUGUUUUCACCGGUCUUUAUGUUGGACAUUUUUCACAUAUGGUACUGCAAAUGCAAAGAGUAAACAAGGUCUCCAUCCAACAGGUGUCUGGGGAUUUGGAACUUGCAGAAGCUCUCGAUGAACUCUUCACUGAUAGCACAGCUCUCAAAAUACGUCAACAGGCUGCAAAAGAAGCAUAUCAUGCUCUCUCAAGUGGUAUUAUUGCCAAUACAUGGACACUAAUAGAUUUCCAUGUUUUUAGAAGUGGGUUGAGUCCCUCCAAUCAAGCUUCUGUACAAAGUGACAUGAAAAUCGGCUUCCUUUGGUCCCACGCUCAAGUGAUGAGAUCAUAUCUUGGAAGAGGAACACGUCGCAUGGAAUUGCCAAGGGGCCAUCCUGCUCGUGCCCAUACUCCUCAUAAGCCCGGUCAAGGAGCUGGUGGAAGAUAGGGUGGUUCAAGUAAUCUGCCCUUAUGACGAACCUCUGACAGGCUUCCCCAACAAGAAUUGCCACAUGGCCUGGUGGCACGUCGGAGGGCGGGUUGGUCCUGCUGCUGCCUCCUCUGGUAAGCUUCCUCCAUACACGAGCCAUUCUCUUGAGCUUUACGAUGUUGCAUAUAUCACAUCUUGGGUUCCCCAUUGGGGAAGAGGCCAUGGAAUGAGUUUGGUUUUCUUGCGCGGCGGUCAUAAAUGAUUGAGAAGCGAAUGGCCAUCUGGGGGGGUAUUUAUCGACUCCUGGGAGGGAGAUCUGAUGCAGUAAUAAACUCUUCAGAUCAUUCAUUCAUUUUUUACCACAGUACUCCCAAUAAUUCAGGCGCUCAAUAAUAAUUUAAGAAAAGAAAAUAGUGGGAUGUCGACCAUCACCCAAGAAAAUAGUUUUGCAUGCACACAAUAUAUGCACCACCAUCAAUUGAAAUCCUUGGAUUAUAUUA